Fonsecaea erecta is the source of this 4161-nucleotide messenger RNA. RefSeq lists its product as hypothetical. Gene Ontology annotation, cellular component: mediator complex. Bases 1 to 4161 code for a protein of 1386 amino acids. The transcript has 2 exons. NCBI's taxonomy places the organism in Eukaryota, Fungi, Ascomycota, Eurotiomycetes, Chaetothyriales, Herpotrichiellaceae. The record is from RefSeq and is a predicted model, not a curated record. Gene Ontology annotation, biological process: regulation of transcription by RNA polymerase II. Gene Ontology annotation, molecular function: transcription coregulator activity.
AUGAAUACCUCGUUGGAGUUCCCGAAUAAUUGUUCCACCAAUAUCUACACCCUUCCCGAUUUUGGCGAGAUAGCUUAUAUCGUAUGCACGGUAGCAACUCCGCCCACGCAGGAUCCCGCAGUAUUUGCCAACACUAAAGAGAACACUCUUGCUCGACUCCGGAAAACUGAGCGUCAGUUCAGAGAGGCGUCAAUUCUUGCCGCACUAGAUGUCGAAGCUCGCCAACUUUUCACCUUCUACAAGAAGGUGGAUAUUACUGCUCCCAGAGACCAAAAGACUUUGCUACUGAAAUUUGGUUACGUGCUGCGGGCUAACACCUGUACAAUCGCAUACAAGACCGCCGCGCGCCUUCCCGACUUGCUGAAACCGGAACAGGCUCGGCUCUACAGACUGUUUAUUACUGCGAUUGUAUCCAGUAUCAAGUUUACCCCCAUUGGCGAGGCUGAGCUUCAGCCGCUUGGCCCCAAUCUGUAUCUGGUUGAGCAAGCUCCGUCUGCGACCGACAUCCACCAUUUUGACAAAAUCAAAAGGUGGCUUCUCUACCGCAUCGAUCUACAGGUAAUUCCAGGUGGCCAAAUCAUCCUCACAAUCGCGAAGGAUGGUGCGUUCUCCUUCUUUCGUGUACGAGACGGUGCUAUGAAGCUAAACUGGAGUGGGCACGCAAACUCUGAAGCAACCGCCAUAUACCUCGCACCUAUCGGACGCAUUGGGCGAACAAGGCGAUCAAAAAUCCUCACCCAUAAAAAACUCAACGGCACCAGUGGCAAUCAACCCAGUGACGAGAACCAGCUUUCUAAUGCGCAAAGAGAAGUUUGGAGAGAAUUGCUACCUUCUUGGCUCAAGGAGCACAGGAACACAAGUAUCGAAGCAAUGGAAGAUGAUUGGGUCGAGGUUGAGGUACCUAUAGAAGAGAUUGAUCACGCGUCCAACGACAGCCAACCGGAUGAUACAAGUCCCAAUAAUGUCAACUACGACUCGGUCACUUGGAGAACAAUCUUUUGGCCUGCGCACCUGUGCUUUAUCUUCAGCAACGAAGAACCUGCUGCGGUAACUCAGACGAAAGGGGAGCAGGAUCCAAUGCAAUUUGUGCGGGACUGGAUCCUUGGCACGGGCGGCGGCACGUCAAAGGUUGAGACUGGUCGGCAAAAUUUGAUGGAUGAGGAUGAUGAACCACUAUUUGCUGAUGAAGGUACAUUUGAUGAUCCAGUGCAUUUUCAUCCGUUUGGGCCUCCGGGUUUUGGUCCUGGCCAAACGAUAUAUCCGACUCCGCCUGACGUUGGAAUGACACACCCUACACCGGGCUUCUCAUCCGUCGAUGGGAUGGCCAUGACUCCCGCAAACCCCCCUCGAGGUCCUGUCGAAAGGCCUCAACCGCAGGAUGAAGACAUGCCGGAUUUCGAGGACGAACCAACAACAAGCGGACUGCAGACAUUUUAUGACGAAGACCUCUUCGAGGAGAACCCUGAUGACAAUCUCGGUGCAGAAGCCAAUGGAGAUGAGCCUAAUUGGGAUUUCUUUGACCGUCCUGGGAUAGACCCUAACUCUGCGCGGUCUGUAAGCCAUGGGCGGAGUGAAGAGACAGCGGUGCGUGGCGAGAUACAGCCAGGGAUGAUGAGAGCCAAUGAUGAAGUCACUGGUCAAGACGCCGCUUCUCAAGGUCCAACUGUUGUGCAGGGCGAAAGCAUGGGUCCUGAUGCUGCACCGAGGGCGCCUGCAAAUGCCGAGUUGCUGCAACUCCAAGACCAGAUGGAGCAGCCGACCAUGGAUACAGAAGUGAAAGGCAAGCAGAUCCUCCAACCUCCGCCCCAACGGGGCCCUCCUCCUUUGUGGCAACCAGAGUUUGCCCCGGAACAAACAAUUGGUGCUGAUCGUGGACGUCGUUCAAGUGUGUAUGAUGGGUUACGCUCGCUUCCGUCCGUGUCGAGCCAUGACAGCCGAUAUGGAGCGGGCGGGGAUUAUUGGUUUGAUCCAACGCCGAUUCUGAACAAGAAGGGCUCCUCGAAGCCAAAUCCGGUCUUUCAGAGGCCUGCAUCGAGCUCAUCAGAUAGUGACAGCUUGAUGACCAGUUCCAGCAACUCGCCAGAACGUGCGUCUUGGCAAAACGCAACCCAUGUGCCAUUCAGACAGUGGACUGAGUAUCGUUCUCCAUCGCCAAACGCUGCCAAUCGUCAGAGUGAGAUCGACAAGAAGACGUUCUAUCAGGACGUGCAACAGAUACUAGGGGGUUUGAGGUCCGGCUUGGUAGACCCUCCCACGCUAUCUGAUUUCCAGCUGGAUGACCCCCGCCCUCGGAGAAUUCCUCCAGUAUCACCACAGAAAUUCCUGCAGAUCGCUCACGUAUUAGUUGAGCAGAUGUCACAGACAACCUUACUCCCCCGCGGAGAGCUUGAGAGGGAGAUACAGGUUCCUCCUCGUGAUCAGAUGGACGUGAACGUUGAUUUGAGCGGGAUCAAUACUUCUGCGGUGCCUUCGAGUGUAUUUCAACUUACUAACCCCAAGACCGAACCAAACAACGGCGGCAUUCCUGGCAGGGUGACGAGAAUCCAACCAGAUCAGAUUCGCAUUCGACGGAUGGAAAGGCCCCUCACCGCCUCUAUGGCUAUCUUGAGUUUCUGGGAUUCGUUGAACCUCCAACCGGAGAGCGGACCGAAAGAUGUAACGGCUUUUUGUAUCCAUCCAAGUCAAGAAAAUGUCACAGAGGGAUGUUUUAGUCUGCUGCAGCGACUUACAGAAACUUACACCUCCUGUUCGCUAGGGACUCAUACGGUUGGACGACUUCCUGGUAUGACAGAUACUGGACUGAUAUCAUGGAGUCCGAAUGAUACAGGUCAACAUAACCUCCUCCAGAGGUGCCACAAGGUCGGUUCAGCUCUCGCGGAAGCCUCAGACGUGAAAGGCACUAUCCUUAUCUGCAUGAUUGCCAGAAACCAAAGCGCGAUUUCGUACCUGGAGGCCUGCAUUGGUUUCUUCAGCCUGUUCGAAUCAUUCACCGAGGCGCGAACGGACAACCAGGGCGUCACCGACAUUGCUUUGCAAGUCAUUCCGCAAAGUUUUGUCGCUGAUGCGGAAGCUUUGGUGAUUCCUUCCCAGACAGCCUACAUUCGGCUGGCCAUUGAGGUUUACAACCGGCUCCCCCCGUCAGAAUUACCAGCGCCUCCAGCUGCUUGCAGCUCCGCCGUGGUGCUCUCGAAAUCGGAAAAUUCGGUGCAUCUGCAACUGACUCCCACGUAUGGCUCGCCUCUGGAGAAGAAUGGACCAUGCCUACACCUCGCAUACUCUGUCAGCCAUGACAAUAGGUGGCUUACAGCUGCUUGGACGGACGAGUCAGGACGGGUUGCACUUAGCAUGUCCUACUGUCUUCGCAUCAGCCAAUCAGGGAAGAGCAGGCCCCGGCAUGACAUCUUCCGCGAGAUGUGGGACGUUUCACAAGACCUCAUGAGCAAAGUCCGGGGGCCGUGGCGACUGGCGGUUGUCAAGCACGAAUACUAUGAGCAACCAGAGCUACUCGACUGGCACCAGCUUUUCGAAAAUGCCCCUACGUCACAGAAACGAUGCCUCCUAGUGCUUCUGUCCGUCCAACUCGACCCGACGUUAGAGAUAUUUCCACCGGCGAACCAAGGAAAAAGUGCCCAGACGGGGGCGCAGAACCUAUAUGGGACACCUGCUUCGACACCGCAGGGCAGUAUGACGUCUCCUGAACAAACUGUGCCAGCGACCCCAACGCCUGGUGGCAGUUCGUUCAUGAAUGCUCCCACACCGUCCGACCCAGGUUUCGAUCCGAAUAGUGAGAGUGAUCUCAUACUACUGGAUCCUUCUGAGGAGAGUUGGGGCGUCAUCCUACCGUACGGGGUUAACCAGGCGAGGAGUCUCGUCCAGCUUCGACCCUCUCAAGUCACGGGAUACCUCAUUAAACGCAGAGGGACCAAGUGGGAGGACGGAUACAGCAUGAUUGAGUUCAGCCUAGUCACGUCGACGAUCCACAUAUCGAAUACAUCGAGCGAGACGUCGCCAGAUGAGUUGCUCGAAGAUUUGAUCAAGCAGUAUCGAGGCCUUGUUACUCUCGGCGCUACUCGAGGCUGCGUGGAUCCAAACAGCGAGUGCCUGCCUUGGCACAUUGCGACGGCGAUUAGAGGUGCGCAACUGCUGGGGCAGACCCUCUAG